Messenger RNA from Hyaloscypha bicolor E, 1783 nucleotides. RefSeq lists its product as uncharacterized. Gene Ontology annotation, biological process: protein ubiquitination. Gene Ontology annotation, molecular function: ubiquitin protein ligase activity; zinc ion binding. The record is from RefSeq and is a predicted model, not a curated record. NCBI's taxonomy places the organism in Eukaryota, Fungi, Ascomycota, Leotiomycetes, Helotiales, Hyaloscyphaceae. The transcript has a single exon. Bases 269 to 1330 code for a protein of 353 amino acids.
UACCUCUCCUAAGAUCGACAAAGAACACAAGAGUUGGACAAUGACCCUUUGUUACCAUUUAACCCAUGAAAGCCAAACAGAGCCGCACAUAUCGUUCGCCAGAACAAUGCCUUGUGCUAUGUCCAUAGUUAGCUCCAUACAAUCCAUUCUUCUCGCAAAACAACCUAUUCCCUUCCCUCCUUAAAUUCUUCCCCGUCCCCUGUUCCUAUUCCCAUCUCUCCAAGGCCAACUGAAACCCCCUGAAUCUCACUAACAUCAACUCAUCGCCAUGACGUCAAACACACGCCUCAUUUUCGACCCCCACGGCGCAAAAUGCCACAAGCUCCUUACCUUCUACCGCCUCUGCGGCCACGUCGAGACCUCCUACCUGCACACCUCCAUGUGCGCACUCGCCAUACGCUCUGGGCUCCAGCCCGGGCUCGCCGGGCUGACAUUCUGCUGGUGUCCAUUCCCACUAUCAACCCACCUGACAUACUGUGUCGGUAAGUGCAAUGUCUGCCAGGAGACCGAAGAGCCAGGCGUGAAUCGUGCUAACGAGCCGCAUCGGAAUGUACUGCGUGGCAGCCAAGCGAGCGUUAGCUGGACGAGGAGAUCUUAUACUGCGGAGAAGAUACGGAUGCUGGCUAAAAAGUGGAGGGGCUUGGUUAAAGAACAGGAACGUAUGGUAGAUACGAGGACUGAGAGGCUGAAGGGGGUAAAGGAAGUGGAGCGUACGAGACGGGAGAGAGAAUUGCAGUGGGAACGUGCGUGGGAGCAGCAUAAGAGAGAGACUGAUCCAGACCACCAGGCGCCCAUUAUACAUGGGGACGCGUUGUUUGAGAAUGGGACUGCGGUAAUCAGAACCUUCGAGCAGCGCCGACGAGUAAAGAUCCUAGAUCUCACGGACGAUUUUUCGAGACCACGCACAGAAGAUGAUCUGCUAGAGAUAGCACCUAAAGUCACUCCCAAGGAUGGCGAUUGCAGUAUUUGCAUGAACAAACUUUUCGAGCCUUCGUUGUUUUCGGUCGACAAUGCUGAAGACGCUGUGGUGCGCUUCCAGGGCGGUUGCAGACAUGCUUUCCAUCGCCAGUGUAUCAUCACACUGUUGAUCACUGACAAGGCACAGUGUCCGACGUGCAGAGCUCUUCAUAAAUUUGUGCUUAAGAACGGGUUUGAUGACCCGAAAUUCAGAUGGAUCUUGGAGAAUCCUAGGGACACUUUGCCCGGACAAGUCGCUGAACAUAGACUUUGGCAGGUAUCAGGAUAUCUUCCUUUUGCACAAGAGUUGGACGGUAAGGACUUCAAACCCUUUGAUGUGGAGGACCGGUGGGGUGAUCUUGAAGCCCGCUAAUCUACUGGAUCCAAGCUUUGUACUUCUGGUCGUGUACCUUUGCAAUUGACCCAGUGAUAUGUAUUAUAAUUAAAACAUUUUGUACACUACAAUAUUUAAAAUUCCAGUAAAUCACUCUUAAAUGGCAAUUGCUAGUGAGAUUGCGAGAAGGUUAAUGAAUGCCAGGUAGAAUUGGACGAAAUCAAACUCGUAAUUGGAAACUAAGAGGGACUGCGUCCAACAACAGGCCUCAUUAUCCUGUUGAGUAUUGGAAUUGCGUUGAAAAUAAACUCGAGGAUCUCGAAAGACAGCAAGGAGAAGUUAACGCAACAGAAAGUCCUUGAGGUAAAAGAAACACUCUUCGCAAACUUCAAUCAUUCCGUAACUGAACCGGAGUCUCGACUUCAACCGACUGUGUAUAUUGAAACAAACACGUGAAAUAAAACCAAGAAGAUCAACCUCCAGACUUGCCGU